Molecule: messenger RNA, 1164 nt
Organism: Fusarium sp. VM40
Lineage: Eukaryota; Fungi; Ascomycota; Sordariomycetes; Hypocreales; Nectriaceae
Source: the annotation of a GenBank genome assembly
AUGCCUACCGAAUUCAUCAGCUUAACAUUCCCCAACGCCUCCACGGAGCUUAACCCCAUCCCUGGCGCUGGAAUAGACCCUGAUUACCUCGUCCGCUACGCCCGAACUCUUGACGACCAUGAGUUCAACUACACUCUCAUCCCCUACCACUCUUCCUCUUUUGACCCCUUCACCAUUGGCGCUACCAUCCUCGCUGUGACGAAGCAGAUCAGGAUUGUCAUUGCCCUUCGCCCUAAUACCAUCUACCCUACCGUGGCUGCCAAAGCUCUGGCUACUCUUGACCAGCUGGGUAGAGGACGUGUUGUUGUCCAUUUCAUUGCUGGUGGUGAUGAUACGGAACAGGCCCGUGAGGGUGACUUUUUGAACAAGACGGAGCGGUAUGCGCGCCAGGAGGAGUAUAUCAAGAUUCUUAGACGGGCAUGGGCUUCGACUGAGCCUUUUGAUUGGGAGGGCAAGUACUACACUUUCAAGAACUUUUCCAACCAAGUCCGUCCUACAAAUGGCCACAUCGAUGUUUCCGUCGGUGGUUCUUCUGACGAUGCUUAUCGUAUUGGCGGUUCUCUCGCCGAUAUCUUUGGCCUUUGGGGUGAGCCUCUGAAGGAGACUAAGGAGCAAAUCGACCGCAUCUACGCCGAGGCUGAGAAGGCUGGGCGCAAGGACCGUCCUCGCAUCUGGGUUACCUUCCGCCCUAUCACAGGAGACACAGAAGAGAUUGCCUGGGCCAAGGCUCACCGAACUCUGGAUGCCCUCAAGCAGAACCGACCCAAAGGUACCGGAAAGGCUGCCCCCAACGAUAACCGUCCUCAGAAUGUUGGCUCCCAGCGUCUUCUCGAUAUCGCCAAGAAGGGUGAAGUCCAGGAUCGUGCGCUAUGGUACCCAACUGUUACUGCCACCAACGCUCGUGGUGCCUCAACCGCGCUGGUUGGCUCCCAUCAGACUAUUAUUGAUUCUAUUAUCGACUAUGUUGACCUCGGUGCUGAGCUGAUUUCUAUUCGCGGAUACGACAACUUGAACGAUGCUAUUGAUUAUGGUCGGUACAUCCUACCUGGUGUGCGAGCUGUCCUUAAGGAGAGAGAAAGUGGCGCAAACGGCUCCGAUGGUAGCAACAGGGCAGCUACAGAGGAGUCUAAUGGAGAUAACAAGGUCGUGCCUGUGGCCGCUUAA